Messenger RNA from Lycium barbarum (goji berry), 1685 nucleotides. Its product is annotated as alcohol dehydrogenase-like 7. Gene Ontology annotation, biological process: formaldehyde catabolic process. The record is from RefSeq and is a predicted model, not a curated record. Gene Ontology annotation, cellular component: cytosol. Gene Ontology annotation, molecular function: zinc ion binding; S-(hydroxymethyl)glutathione dehydrogenase [NAD(P)+] activity. The coding region runs from base 277 to 1446 and encodes 389 amino acids. Lineage: Eukaryota; Viridiplantae; Streptophyta; Magnoliopsida; Solanales; Solanaceae. The transcript has 10 exons.
AGUUUGGUAAGAUUAUUUUCUUUACCACACAUAUGCGGUCUUACUUCACUAUCAAGAAAGGAAAGAAGACUUCAUGUCCAAGUUUAACUCACACUUAACUCCCUUCUGAGCAUCUACUGAAGCUGUGGGAUGUAAGAACACGGUAGGUGAGCGUUAGUUCCCGGACUCCACAACUUUACUUGUGACACUAUAAAACUGACCCAGACUGAAAAUUGAAAGCACAAACACCACACGUACUAAACAGUGAUUUGCACUGUGUGUUUCUCAACUUUUUACAUGGCUGCCACACAAGCUGAGUUGAGCAAAACUGCUGGAAAACCAAUUCAUUGCAGAGCUGCGGUAACAAGAAAAGCAGGAGAACCUCUGGUGAUAGAAGAAAUAAUUGUGGCUCCACCUAAAGCUCAUGAAGUUCGUGUAAAAAUCAUAUGUACUUCUCUCUGUCAUAGCGAUGUUACCUUCUGGAAGUUGAAAGAAUUUCCGGGAUGCUUUCCAAGAAUAUUGGGCCACGAAGCUUUCGGGGUUGUGGAGAGUGUUGGAGAAGAUGUCCAGGAUUUAAAAGAAGGAGAUUCAAUUAUUCCGAUAUUUUUGCCCGAUUGUACCGAAUGUCUAGAUUGCACAUCCAAGAAGAGCAACAAUUGUUCAAAAUUCCAAUUUAAGGUAUCUCCAUGGAUGCUUAGAGAUGACACAAGUAGAUUCACUACCGUUGAUGGAGAGACUUUAUACCAUUUUAUGUCUGUAUCAAGUUUCGCCGAGUACACUGUUGUAGACAUUGCUAAUGUUAUGAAGAUUGACCCCUGUGUUCCACCUAACAGGGCAUGCCUCUUUAGUUGUGGAGUAUCAACAGGAGUAGGUGCUGCCCUGAAGACCGCGAACGUGGAACCAGGAUCAACUGUAGUAAUAUUUGGUUUGGGCGGGAUUGGAUUAGCAGUUGCAGAGGGAGCAAGGAUAUGUGGCGCUAAAAGAAUUAUUGGCAUAGAUAUAAACUCUGACAAGUUCGAAAUAGGGAAGCAAUUUGGAGUGACUGAUUUUGUCAAUUCGAAUAGCUAUGGGGAUAAACCUAUUAGCCAGGUGAUAAUUGAGAUGACAAACGGAGGUGCUGAUUACUGCUUUGAGUGUGUUGGUCUGGGAGCACUUGUGCUGGAAGCAUAUGCUUGCUGUCGAAAGGGUUGGGGAAAGGCAAUUGUUUUAGGAGUUGAUAAUCCGGGAGCAGAGCUGACAUUUAAGUCUUUCGACGUUCUUCAUUAUGGGAAAACUCUCAUGGGAUCACUGUUUGGGGGUCUCAAACCCAAAUCUGACGUUCCUCUUCUUGUCAAACGUUACCUCGACAAGGAAUUGCAACUGGACAAGUUUGUAACACGUGAAGUGAGUUUUCAAGACAUCAACAAGGCUUUUGAUUUACUCGUUCAAGGAAAGAGCUUACGAUGCGUUAUUUGGAUGGAUAAGUGAUGAAACCUAUCACAAUAACCACAACUAUUUUAAAGUUCUGGUGUUACACUUGCAUGUUCUUGUUGGAUCAUUUCGCAAAGUUCAAGGGCAAAUUUGAACCUUUUCUCUUGUUAAAAAAGGUUACGUGUUGGAAAGCUUCUGUAUUAAUGAAUAAGGGCAUAUUUGGACCAACUUUGUAACUAUAGGGACAUAUUUCACCCCAGCUAUUGAUGGAUCACAUAUUUGGACCUUUUCCUAAA